Messenger RNA from Cryptotermes secundus, 1929 nucleotides. Its product is annotated as chitinase domain-containing protein 1. Gene Ontology annotation, cellular component: extracellular region. The transcript has a single exon. Gene Ontology annotation, molecular function: oligosaccharide binding; chitin binding. Gene Ontology annotation, biological process: carbohydrate metabolic process. The coding region runs from base 339 to 1505 and encodes 388 amino acids. The record is from RefSeq and is a predicted model, not a curated record. NCBI's taxonomy places the organism in Eukaryota, Metazoa, Arthropoda, Insecta, Blattodea, Kalotermitidae.
ACGGAUUCGUGUGCAAAGUGUUUAAUUCUGGUCGGUGAAGUGGGGUGGUAGGGGACCGCACAUGCAAUUGUAUGACUGAUGCAGGCAGUAUGGUCAGUAUGCCGAAAGUUCAGUUUUUGGGUAUGUGACUGCAGUGUCGUCACGUGUGUGCGGUGGUUAUAGUUCGUAUGUAAAUGUGACAUUUAUAAACCCUCUGUAGAGAGAGGAAGAGUUUUCUGCUGCUAGAGAAUACAGCAGUUUUGUCCGGAAAUUUUAUAGCAACGAGAGAUCGUGCUUCUAUAUGCCUCAUAUUGAUAUCUCUUUAUCUUUAAGAUAUUAACCUUCAGUUAUUUCUUCAAAUGAAGAUACGCAACUUUCUCAUACUGUUAAUGGUGGUUAAUACCCAUGGUACAUUGUCACAGGGUGACAAAAGGAGAGAGAAACCACCAAAAGAAAUAAAAAUUAAAAGGGGACCUGUAGAAGAAAAUGUAAUUGACAGGGAGUUAGUUGUGGAAGACCCAUUGCCUGAAGAUAUCAUUUUGGAACAUCAGACAUAUGAGGCAAAGGUAGAUGUACAUUUUUCUGGAAAAGUUUUAGGUUAUGUUACACCUUGGAAUAAUCAUGGGUAUGAUGUGGCUAAGGUAUUUGGAAGAAAGUUCAGUUUUAUUUCACCUGUAUGGUUGCAAGUACGGAAGGAGGCACCGAACACAUAUAGCUUAACUGGCACUCAUGAUAUUGACCUUGGCUGGAUUGAAGCAGUAAGAAAUAACAGUGGUCACACUGUAAGUGUAGUACCUCGUGUGUUGUUCGAUGGUUGGAAUGUUAAAGACUUGAAUACAUUGUCCUUUAAUAAUGAUGAGCAGGAACAUUUAAUUAAAACUUUGUUGAAUUCUGCUAAAAAAUAUAACUUUGAUGGGUUUGUACUUGAAUUAUGGAGUCAGGCAGUUGGUAGAAUGAACAAGAUGUACCUGGUUCAGAUGGUCCAGCAGAUGGCCCACAAAUUUAAAAGUGCUAACAUUUUACUAAUACUUGUUAUUCCACCCGCACAUAGUAAUGAUUUAGAAGCAUUUGAUACUGAAGAUUUUCAGCAGUUGGCAGGUGAUGUUGAUGCAUUUUCACUCAUGACUUAUGACUUUUCAAGCCCACAAAGACCAGGUCCUAACAGCCCACUAAUGUGGGUUCACAGUUGUGUGGAGAGGCUUGUUCAUCGUUCAGAUGAUUCCCGGCGAUCGAAAAUACUUCUUGGCCUUAAUUUCUAUGGAAAUGAUUACACCCCAAUGGGUGGUGGUCCCAUUGUGAAUCAUCAGUAUAUAUCUUUGCUGAAACAGUUCCGCGGGCGUUUGCAGUAUGAUCAGAAUUCUGGAGAGCACUAUUUUGAGCUCAAGUUAAAGACAGGACGACACUUGGUAUUUUAUCCAACCUUGUAUUCUAUACAGAAGCGCAUUGAAUUGGCAGAAGAACUAGGUACAGGACUGGCUAUCUGGGAACUGGGACAAGGUCUAGAUUAUUUCUAUGAUUUGUUUUAGUAGGAGCUAAAAAUAAUUGUCUUUGGAUGAAGUUAAACAAAAUUGAUUGCACUAUGUACUGGUAUAUUAAAAUGAUGUUUAAUUAUUUUAGCUAUUAUUACAUUUUGUGUAUGUAAUGGUUAGUGUUAUACAUAUUCAGGAAUUAGAAUUAGAAUCUUAACUUUCUCUAGUACCAUAACAGUGCUUGUGGUGGGAAGGAAGUAGUGGGAUGGUUGUAGAAAGUCCGCAGGACUUUUUUUAAGGGUUCAUAAUACCCAAAAUGGUCAUAGGUAAAAUAAAAUCAUCUAUGCAAAGACAUAGCACCUACUUCCUCGUAUACAAUUAAUAUUGGCUGUGUUACCUUGGAAACAAAGCGGCCUCCGUAGUCUAGAGGUAACGUUCCCACCUCAUGACUCGUGGUACAUGGGUUCAAACCCGGUGGAGG